CAGCAGAGGGCGCUUUUCGCCGCUCAGUGCUGCUCCGACCCCCGAACCCCAGCGGCCGCUGGCUCCCCUCCAGGCUCGGUUCGCGGGCUCUGGGCGGCUAACCGCGUCCGUCCGCCCCGAUUCCCACUCCCGCAAGCUCCCUGGUCCCGCGUGGCGGGCGGGAGGGCGGCGGAGGGCAGCGGGACGCUCCGUGCCGGCCGCGUCGUGCCCACCGGCGCCCCAUUACCCGCACGGCAGGGACCUCCCGGCCGCCGGAUUUCUGACUUAGAAAUCACACUUUGUCCCGCAAGUUUGGGAUCUCGGACCACUUGAGGUUUCGUAAAACCGCGCCAACACGUAAAGAAAGUGUCGCUUGCAGCGAUCGUGGGGGAGGGCCACGCGGGCCGCGGAAGGCGGAGGAGGCUGCGGGCCGAGCACCCGCCGAAGCGGAGCCACCACCUCCCACCGCCGGCGCCCCAGGGGCCACCCUCAGGCGAAGACCGCGGUACCCGGAACGCCCGGAAGGGGUUCUGGAGCGGCCUGCCCUUUCGGCUCCCGGCCAAGGGCCGCGCCUCCCUCCCAGCCCCAGCGGCGGCCGCGCUCUGGCCGGGUGACCGCUGGACGUCCGUGGAGGGCCCCGCCGGAGCUGCCGCCGCCGCCCGCGCUCCCGCCCGCUCGGCCAUGGGCGCCGCCGGCUCGUCGGCUCUGGGCCGCCUCGGCCUCCCAGCGCCGUCCCGGCCCGCCUGGCUCGGGGCGGCCGCGCUGGGACUGGCCGCCGUGGCGCUGGGGACGGUCGCCUGGCGCCGCGCGCGCUGCAGGCGGCGCCGGCGGCUGCGGCAGGUGGGCACCGUGGCGCAGCUCUGGAUCUACCCGGUCAAGUCGUGCAAGGGGGUGCCGGUGAGCGCGGCCGAGUGCACGGCCUUGGGGCUGCGCUGCGGCCACCUGCGGGACAGGUUUUGGCUGGUGAUCAACGAGAAGGGGAACAUGGUGACGGCCCGGCAGGAGCCUCGGCUGGUCCUGAUUUCCCUGACUUGCGAGGGUGAUGCCCUGACCCUCAGUGCAGCCUACACGCAGGACUUGCAGUUGCCUCUCAAGACCCCGGCCACGAAUGCGGUGUACAAGUGUAGAGUGCACGGCCUGGAGAUCGAGGGCAGGGACUGUGGGGAGGCUGCGGCCCAGUGGAUUACGGGCUUCUUGAAGACGCAGCCCUACCGCCUGGUGCACUUCGAGCCUCACCUGCGACCGAGAAAUUCUCACCAAAUAUUGGACGCGUUCCGGCCCACCGACCAGAUUGCGUACUCCGAUGCCAGCCCCUUCUUGAUCCUGUCUGAGGCAUCGUUGGCAGAUCUCAACUCCAGGCUGGAGAAGAAAGUUAAAGUGACUAACUUCAGGCCCAAUAUCGUAAUAUCAGGAUGUGGUGUCCAUGCUGAGGUGCAUUUUAACGACGGUGGACCCGGACACCGGCGUCAUGAGCAGGAAGGAGCCGCUGGAGACCCUGAAGAGCUAUCGUCUGUGUGACCCUUCUGAGCAGAAGCUGUAUGGAAAAUCACCUCUCUUCGGGCAGUAUUUUGUUCUGGAAAGCACAGGGACCAUCAAAGUGGGAGACCCUGUGUACCUGUUGGGCUAGGAGUAGGAAUCGUGUUCUGGAAUGUCAAAUACCUUUGAAAAAAUGUCCUCAAAAAUUGCCAACACUGGAAGCGAAGUUCUGGAACUGACGCCUCAGCAUUUUCUUGAGGUCUGUGACUUCCAAGCACUUUGUCUUUUGGACUUCCUGGUGCCUCAGUGCCCCCACCCCCCGCCCCCAGUGCCUUUGUGUAAAGCAAAGAAACGUAGUCAUGAUAACUUAAGAGGACUUCAGUAAGUCGCUUAAAUGACGAGAAAAUUCUGAAAACCCCUUCUGUAACGGUGACUGUGGGGUCUGUGCUCCUCCUUUUCCAUUGACCUAUUCAGAGGGCUAACCUGUGUCAUCUCAUUACCGCUCGGUAGGGAAAGAGAAGAGCAAGAGGAAGAGUGGGCAGGUGAGGGGAAUGUUCUGGAAAAAUGCGAUGGACACAGACUAGCUCCCCAGAUAAGGCUGGAGGGUCACAUCGCUUUUCUCCUCAAGCCCUAGACUAGCUUUUGAGAAGGCAGAAAGAGCCUGACUUUUGGGAAACAAUCGAGAUGUUAAUUUUCCAGGGGUCAUCUUGGACCUUGCUCCUCAGACAGUGACUGCGCAGGUUUGAUGGAUCCUUCGUAGCACGUGGUGUGUCUGGGCUGGAGAGCAACAGGCAUGUCAGGGUAGGAAGUCAGCUCAGAGCAGCAUUGCUGUCAGACUCUGAUAUGGAACAUGUGAAAAGUAAGACAAAACCUUCCUCGCCUUGCAACAAAAUAUCAAUAUAUCUCAUUAGUAAUCCCAAAGCUUUCCCAACAUAGGAGAGUGGACAGUAGCACUAGAGGGGGAAAGACCCCUAGUUUGAUGUUGUCUGAGAGGCUGCUUAAUGUUGCCCAGGGAAAUGUUGGGGUUCCUAUUAGCAGAAGAGCCAAAAGAAGGGGCCAGAAGAAGAUGCCACCUAGUGGUGGUGAAUGGUAGCUCAGCCCAUGCUGAGGAAAACAUUGAAAAAAUACCCGUGGAUGGGUUUUAAUUUUCCAUUUCUGAACUUUUUUUUUUUUUUUAAAGGAAGUGGGGGUACCCUCCAGGGGCUCUCUCCUUCUCAGCUGUAAAUAUUUAAUUUCUUAAAAGCUCUCAGGAGGAUGACUGUGUUGUCACAAAGCCCUCCGGGAUCCUUGCUUGUCCCAUCAACUCAUGACUGGCACAUCACCUUAGCUCAUGACCAGCUACGCGUCCUCAAAUUCAAGGUGAGAAAGUUCUGGAGGCCACGGAUGAGAAGAAAUGUGAUUUUGUGAUUUGAAAUAAACCACUGAGAACCUUUCAAAGGAGAAAAA
Messenger RNA from Mustela erminea (ermine), 2901 nucleotides. RefSeq names its product mitochondrial amidoxime-reducing component 1. Gene Ontology annotation, biological process: nitrate metabolic process. The record is from RefSeq and is a predicted model, not a curated record. Gene Ontology annotation, cellular component: mitochondrial inner membrane. Bases 661 to 1497 code for a protein of 278 amino acids. The transcript is spliced from 6 exons. Gene Ontology annotation, molecular function: molybdenum ion binding; pyridoxal phosphate binding; molybdopterin cofactor binding. NCBI's taxonomy places the organism in Eukaryota, Metazoa, Chordata, Mammalia, Carnivora, Mustelidae.